This is a messenger RNA of Castor canadensis (American beaver), 1304 nucleotides long. NCBI's taxonomy places the organism in Eukaryota, Metazoa, Chordata, Mammalia, Rodentia, Castoridae. The record is from RefSeq and is a predicted model, not a curated record.
AUCUGGGAUCCUCUGAUCCCUUCCGUGACCGCACCACGCCGGAGAUGAAUCUACGGUCUGUAUUUACUGUAGAACAACAAAGGAUUUUACAGCGUUAUUAUGAAAAUGGAAUGACAAAUCAAAGUAAAAAUUGCUUUCAGCUCAUAUUACAGUGUGCACAGGAGACUAAGCUGGACUUCAGUGUAGUCAGGACGUGGGUUGGCAAUAAGCGAAGAAAAAUGAGUAGUAAGAAUUCUGAAUCAGGAACAACAACUGGAACUGUUUCUGGUACCUCUUUGGCAGCUCCAGAUAUUACAGUCAGAAAUGUGGUUAAUAUUGCUCGACCCUCAAGCCAACAAUCUUCUUGGACUUCUACCAAUAAUGAUGUCAUUGUAACUGGCAUAUACAGUCCAGCCAGUUCAUCAAAUAGGCAAGGGACAACCAAGCAUACAAAUACACAACUUACAGAAGCAAAUAAAAUUCCCAUUCAGAAAGCAGCCAGUAAAAACGAUAAUGAGUUUCAGUUGCACAUUCCUGUUCAAAGACAAGUAGCACACUGUAAAAAUGCCUCCCUGCUCCUAGGUGAAAAAACCAUUAUAUUGUCAAGACAGACAAGCGUGUUAAAUGCUGGAAACUCAGUAUACAAUCACACAAAGAAAAACUAUGGAAGCUCUUCAGUUCAAGCUUCUGUAAUGACAGUACCUCAAAAGCCAUCUUUGUGCCACCGACCUUGCAAAAUUGAGCCAGUUGGGAUUCAAAGGUCAUAUAAACCUGAACAUACAGGUUUGGCAUCACAUAACUUAUGUGGGCAAAAGUCAAGUAUUAGAGACCCUUACUGUAGAACACAAAACUUGGAAAUUCGUGAAGUGUUUUCAUUGGCAGUCAGUGAUUAUCCCCAGAGAAUUCUGGGAGGAAAUGCCACACACAAGCCUAGCUCAGCAGAAGGAACUUGUUUGUCCAUUGCAAUGGAGACUGGAGAUGCUGAGGAUGAAUAUGCCAGAGAAGAAGAGCUGGCAUCAAUGGGAUCACAAAUACCAAACUAUUCAAGAUUUUAUGAAAGUGGCAGUUCCCUUCGAACUGAGAACCAAAGUACAACUUUGCCCAGACUAGGAAGAAAUAUGCCAAAUUCACAAGUAGUGAAUGUUAACGAUUUGUCAGAUAAUGUACUGUAUCAAAACAGAGACUACCAUUUGACACCACGGACCUCAUUACAUACAGCAUCUACUACAAUGUACAGUAAUGCAAAUCCUUCAAGGAGUAAUUUUUCUCCACAUUUUGCAUCAUCAAACCAAGUGAGGUUAUCACAAAACCAAAACAAUUACCAG